Brugia pahangi is the source of this 1440-nucleotide messenger RNA. The record is from the annotation of a GenBank genome assembly. Lineage: Eukaryota; Metazoa; Nematoda; Chromadorea; Rhabditida; Onchocercidae.
AUGUCAACAAAAAGAAAGCAAUUUAAACCGAAAGCAUUCAAAGAUGAUGAAACAAUUAAUAAUGAUUAUGAUGGUUUACAUAGGGAGCAAAGAGUACAAGGAAAGAAAAGAAAGCAAAAAAAUGAUGGCGAAUCAGAGAUCGACGGCAAAGAAUCAUCUCCAGAAUCUUCUCUUUUAGUUAAGAUCAUAGAUAUGGAAAUAAUCUGCAGCUUCUGUGAGACUAGAUUUGAUGAUAUCAAGGCACUACAGAAUCACACAUUACAAAAUCACCAGCAGCGACAGCAGCAGCAAAAUAUAAAAGUGGAAAAUGAGGAAAACGACGCAGUUUCGUUGAACAACGAAAUCGGUCGAAACAAUGGCGAAGGUCCAUCAAUGGUAUGUCAACAGUGCGACACGACACUGCAUGGUUUUGCUGAAUUUGGUUGUCAUAUGCGAACACAUUUAAUCAGUAAAGAUAAGGAGCAGAAAUGCAGUCUUUGCAGUGCCAUCUUCACCGAUCCUAUUAUUCGAUUAUCACAUAUUGUUGAACAUUUUAUGGAAAAUAGUAUUCGUAUACAAUGCAAAGAAUGUCCGACGGUAACGUUUUAUAAUUUUCAACAAGUUCGGCAACAUCACUCUGACGAGCAUUUGGAGAUACUAUACCGCUGCGCCAUAUGUCAUCAAAUGUUUAGCAACCAACAUCGUUUUCAGGAACAUUCUGUUACCCACAUCGAAGAAGUUCUCCGAUAUCAUUGCGCAGUUUGUAGCAUUCCAUUUGAAACUCGCGAUCUUCUAGCGAUCCAUGUACAGCUAAUUCAUGAUCGGUCUGCCAUUACUUUAACAGUUAACAAUUUACAGCGGAAUUCAUCGGGAAAUAGUUUUUGCAAACAACAGUCUGAAAAUCGUCUAGUAAAAUGUUUGGUCUGUGAUAUAAAAUUUGAAAACGAAGAUGAAUUGGACUUUCAUCGCCUUAUCGCACAUUGCAAGGUACCUCGGUCGAAUCGUUGUGCAGACUGCCAGAUACAAAUCCAGACCGUCAUGCAUUUCAAGAAUCAUAUUCGUGAACAUAUGCAAGACGAAUACACCGUAAGCUGUAUCAUUUGUCGGCAAGCACUUCGUAAUGAUACACAGAUCGAUACGCACGCUAAAUAUCAUUUGCAGAUAAGUGACAAUACCUUGGGAAGGGAUCGACAGUGCAGAAUAUGCCAACAGCAUUUCUCAAGCGAAUCACUCGGAUUACAUGUAGUGGAGCAUUCCAGCAACGGAGAUUGUCCGUACUGUGGCAGACAUCUCCCAGAUGUUGGGAGUUUAUUAACUCACAUUGAUUCAGUGCAUUCGGAUGUGGAAGCAGCCUAUCAGUGCAGUAACUGUCGACAGGCUUUUCAUUUUAAAUCUCAACUACAACAUCACCAUUGUCCAGCUGUUGCAUGCGAAACACUGCCUAAGUUGACUUUACUUUAG